AUGAAAAAGCUUGCAAGAAAGUUCCGGAAGAAUUCGGAAGAUGACAAAUUCUCUCUUCCGGUUCACGACGAAGAUUCUCGCCCCCUCGACUCUCAAGAGCAGGAAGAAUUGGUUCGUUCUUUAGAAAAUAAUCAAGCUCAGCAGAGUCGCUUUUGGAGGACUGUAUUUGUGGCUCUAGUCAUCUGUUACAUCCUGUUUCUUUUGUACUCCAUCUUCCACCAGGUUUCAUCUCCAUGGGAACUGCGGCAUCAUGCUUACUUCAUGAAGGAGAUAUACUCAUGGAUGAUUAUAUGUGCAGAUUGGGUGGCUGUUUUAGCAUUCUCAUUUGCCAUCAUAGGACUGCAUCACGAGUCAAUGCUUCACAGGAGAUGGAUCUGGUACUCAUGGUAUAUUAGCACUGUUCUGGCAGUUUUCUGGUUAUACUACAUGUCGAGGUUGGCAAAGUUCCGUUGGGAUAUCAUAUGGCUGCCACUUGGGCCUCUUGGUGCAUCUACUAUCUGUCUCUACGUCGAUCACUUACUAACCGAGUCAUCAGAAGAAGUAAGAAAGCUUCAUGGAUACAUGUAUGCCUACAAAGCAAGCUAG
Messenger RNA from Lathyrus sativus (Indian pea), 585 nucleotides. Lineage: Eukaryota; Viridiplantae; Streptophyta; Magnoliopsida; Fabales; Fabaceae. The record is from the annotation of a GenBank genome assembly.